AUGUGUACAUGUUUCGUCCAAUUAAAGUCACUUUGUAUGACAAUUCCAAGAAACUUGGUUGACUCAACUCGUGACAAGAAAAUGUUCACUAGUCAAUCAGAUGUGUGGAGUUAUGGCAUCCUGCUCUGGGAGAUAUAUUCAUUUGGAAGAGUGCCCUACCCAAGAAUUCCCUUACAAGAAGUACUGAGCCACGUGGAGAGGGGAAAGCGAAUGGACCCCCCUGAGGGCUGUCCCCCCUUCAUGUACAGCAUCAUGAGCAGGACUUGGUGCAUCGACCCCAUGAAGCGACCCACCUUCAAAGACAUACUUAUGGAGCUGCGAUUACAUUCUUGA
This is a messenger RNA of Helobdella robusta, 333 nucleotides long. RefSeq lists its product as hypothetical. The transcript is spliced from 3 exons. Gene Ontology annotation, molecular function: ATP binding; transmembrane receptor protein tyrosine kinase activity. Gene Ontology annotation, cellular component: signaling receptor complex. The coding region runs from base 1 to 333 and encodes 110 amino acids. NCBI's taxonomy places the organism in Eukaryota, Metazoa, Annelida, Clitellata, Rhynchobdellida, Glossiphoniidae. The record is from RefSeq and is a predicted model, not a curated record. Gene Ontology annotation, biological process: positive regulation of kinase activity; cell surface receptor protein tyrosine kinase signaling pathway; multicellular organism development.